Arachis ipaensis is the source of this 1027-nucleotide messenger RNA. Lineage: Eukaryota; Viridiplantae; Streptophyta; Magnoliopsida; Fabales; Fabaceae. The record is from RefSeq and is a predicted model, not a curated record.
AUGGUAACCAUAGCUAUGAGGUUGAUAGUAAACAAAAGAGAGAAAAGGGCCAGGAGGAAACAGGGAACGCAGAGGGAAGCAGGGGAGGAAGAGAGGUGCGGGUUGGCGCCGGCGGGCCUAUCGUCACCGCCAAGCUGCUCGCCGCUCGCCGCCAUCACGAGGACCAGAACCGAGCAAGGGGGAAGAAGCCACGCGGCAGAGGAGAGAAGAAGGGGAGCUCACGGCAUCGCCGCCACCCAUGGAGCCGUGGGCUGCGCCCAGUCGCCGUCGGGGUCACCGCGUCUUCGUCCCGUUCCUGGAGCCAACAGUUGCGCCUCUGUCACGCGAGGAGGAGCGCGACCCACCGCGCAGAGCUGCGCCGCCGUGUGCUAUCGCCGUCGCCUCGGAUUGAUGCCGCCAUCGAGCUUCGAGGAGAGAGAAGGAGGUUGCGGGGAGGAUGAGGCGCGAUGGUGGUUUGUUCUGCCACCCCUACUGCCAUCGCCGUCAGGAACGGCCACCAGAGCCGCCACGAAGGAUAGCGAGAGGCAGAGAGCUCGCGGUGGGGGAAGGGCCAGGCGCUGUUGUGCUAUGGAGCAGAGUGAGCCGCGCCGGCGCUAUUAGAGGUCUCACCGCCGCCGGAAAAAGGGUUCAGGCCGCCGUAGGUGUCGCUGUCGGAGGGGUAAGCUGCGCCUCUGUGUUUCUGACCACCGGGAAUGGUUAUGUGGCUUCCGGAAUCACCGCUGGAGCUCCAGGCUGAGUUUCUGCCACUUGAAACCUUGCUGCUGUCGCCGGAAAAGUUUGCCGGUAAGGGUUUUAAUUGUGGUUUCUGUCCUUUUUGAAUUCCGAGGAUAUUAUAGUCACUGCGUGUUGGUUCCGGUUAUCGUGAUCGGAAUUUGUCGCCGCUGCCGCUUGAGGUGGCUGCUGAGUUGCCGCUGAACCGGCUCGGAGACCGCCGCUGUUUCGGUUCAGCCGUUCCUUCUUCGGUUCGAGUUGUUGAGACUGUUGCAAAAGUGGCUUGGAGCUGAGGUUUUGGUUGCCGUAAGUUCGG